Messenger RNA from Lathyrus sativus (Indian pea), 672 nucleotides. Lineage: Eukaryota; Viridiplantae; Streptophyta; Magnoliopsida; Fabales; Fabaceae. The record is from the annotation of a GenBank genome assembly.
AUGUUAGCCUCUGUUAGCUUAGGUUGUAGAACACCAACAUGUUACAAUCUUCAUCAACAAACAAGGAACAGCUUCAUAGCUAAAACGCAUAACAACAAUGACAAAUUGAUGAUGGUGGAUUGGAGAGGAAAACAAUGUAACAGUAAGAAAAGUAAUAGGGUAGUGAAAUGCAGUGGUGGAAUGGGGUUAGGAGAUUUCAUCGGAGGAGAUUUGGUUAAAUUUGAUCUCGGACGUUGGCUUUCAGAUGUUGAAGAACAUAAAGCACUUGCAAUAUAUACUCCUCAUGAAGGUGGAUAUGAAGGACGUUACUUAUCACGUCUUCGACGUCAAGGUUACUAUUUUCUUGAUCUUACUGCUCGUGGUCUUGGUGAUCCUGAGACCACUCUCACCAAGAUUCAUCCUGUUUGUCCUCCUCAUUUAGGAAAGCAACCAAUAGCAAGAUGGUAUUUUCCACCAGAAGUUGAUUACAGAUUGGAUGCAUUACCACCGGAUGCCAAAGGGUUGGUGGUAUGGAUCAUUGAAGCCAAGGUUCUCUCCAAGGCAGAAUUGCAAUUCCUUGCUCUGCUACCUACACUAAGGCCUAAUGUGAGGGUCAUUGCUGAAUGUGGAAACUGGAGAAAGUUUAUGUGGAAGCCACUCAAUGAAAUUGCUGGACUAACCACAGAGGCUUGA